Molecule: messenger RNA, 924 nt
Organism: Pochonia chlamydosporia 170
Lineage: Eukaryota; Fungi; Ascomycota; Sordariomycetes; Hypocreales; Clavicipitaceae
Product: 3-ketodihydrosphingosine reductase, Tsc10
Exons: 3
Coding region: 1-924 (307 amino acids)
Biological process (GO): sphingolipid biosynthetic process
Cellular component (GO): endoplasmic reticulum membrane
Molecular function (GO): 3-dehydrosphinganine reductase activity
Source: RefSeq, a predicted model, not a curated record
AUGCCCACGGUUCUCAUCACAGGCGCCUCUGAAGGCAUGGGACUCUCCGUCGCCAAACAGCUCGCCGCCAAGGGCGCCAACAUCAUCAUCGUAUCCCGAAGCGCCGCAAAGCUCGAAGAAGCUCUUGUAGCCGUCAAGGCCUCAGCGAAGAACCCCAACCAACGCUUCCACCACAUCCCCGCCGACGUAUCCUCUCCCUCCUACGCGCCACCCCUCAUCGCCGCCGCAACAAAAUGGAACAACAACCAGAGCCCUGAUAUCGUCUGGUGCGUUGCCGGGACAUCCGUCCCCCAGCUCUUUACAGACAUGGAGAUGGACUCGCUCCGACACCAAAUGGACGUCAACUUCUAUGGAAAUGCCGAAAUGUCCCACGCGAUUCUUAGAGAUUGGCUCGCCCCGUCUGCUCCCGUCACCGCCGAGCCGAAACACCUCAUCAUGACUUCCUCUGUGGUGGCACUCUACAGCAUCCCCGGUUAUGCGUCGUACGCACCAUCUAAGUGGGCGCUGAGGGGUCUGGCGGACACCCUCUCGCAAGAAGUCAUGAUGUAUCCUCAAAAUGUCAAGAUUCACGUCGUCUACCCCGGCACUAUCCUAUCGCCUGGCUUGGAGCGCGAGAACCUGGUCAAGCCGGAAAUUACCAAGAUUAUAGAGGAGUCGGAUCCGAAACAGACGCCCGAUGAGGUUGCUGCGGCAUCGAUCAAGGGUUUGGAGAAUGGAGACUAUUUUGUUACAGUAAAUUGGCUGGGGAAUUUGAUGAGACUAGGUAUGAUAGGUGGUUCGUUCAGGAACAACUGGGUUGUUGAUACCAUUGGGUCAUGGCUGGUUUCAAUUAUCUGGAUAUUCGUGCAAUUUGACAUCCAUGGGAAGAUUAAGGCGUAUGGGAAGAAGCAUGGCCAUCCUAGCACGUAUAGCAAGCCAAGUUGA